Molecule: messenger RNA, 547 nt
Organism: Dioscorea cayenensis subsp. rotundata (Guinea yam)
Lineage: Eukaryota; Viridiplantae; Streptophyta; Magnoliopsida; Dioscoreales; Dioscoreaceae
Product: desiccation protectant protein Lea14 homolog
Biological process (GO): response to desiccation
Cellular component (GO): cytosol
Source: RefSeq, a predicted model, not a curated record
AGAAAGAAAAGAAACAGAGAGAAGAGAUUGAAGAAGGAGAAGGAUGGCAAGUUUGAUAGACAAAGCGAAGGGGUUUGUAGCGGAGAAGAUAGCGAAUAUUCCAAAGCCAGAGGCGAGCGUGGCGGACGUGUCAUUCAAAGAGGUAACAAGGAAAGCGGCCACUUUCAAUGCCCAAGUCUCCGUUGACAACCCUUACGUCACUCCUCUCCCCGUUUGUGAAGUUUGUUAUACCCUCAAGAGCGCCGACAGGGUAAUAGCAUCAGGGACAAUGGCAGACCCUGGAUCCAUUGCUGCAAAGAGUGUGACAAAGCUUGACUUGCCAUUUAUUGUGCCAUAUGACUUUCUAUUGAGCAUCAUGAGAGACAUUGGGAAAGACUGGGACAUUGAUUAUGAACUGGAGAUUGGCCUUACUAUUGAUCUCCCGGUUGUUGGCAACUUCACCAUCCCACUCUCCAGCAAGGGUGAAUUGAAGCUCCCUACUCUUGCUGAUAUAUUUUAACUCUUUUAUCUUUACAUAUAUAUGAAUCAAUUUCGCUGUUUUAUUUAA